Messenger RNA from Cryptotermes secundus, 3925 nucleotides. RefSeq names its product eukaryotic translation initiation factor 5 (gene eIF5). The record is from RefSeq and is a predicted model, not a curated record. NCBI's taxonomy places the organism in Eukaryota, Metazoa, Arthropoda, Insecta, Blattodea, Kalotermitidae. The transcript has 11 exons. Gene Ontology annotation, biological process: formation of cytoplasmic translation initiation complex; formation of translation preinitiation complex; translational initiation. Gene Ontology annotation, molecular function: translation initiation factor activity; GDP-dissociation inhibitor activity; eukaryotic initiation factor eIF2 binding. The coding region runs from base 687 to 2057 and encodes 456 amino acids. Gene Ontology annotation, cellular component: cytosol.
CUCUCGCGCCGUCUCGCACGCUCUCGCAUGUGUGUGUGUUCUGACUUGUCUGCUCUCUCCGUCUUGCAUAGGAGCUUGCGUGAUAUUUCUGGAGCUGCGUGGAUCGUGGUACCUGGUGGAUUGUUUAAGCAGAGUCCACCGUGUUCGAAUUCAGUGUGUGUCCCGAGACCUUUCCUUAUUAUCGCAGUUUUGCUACCGUCCCGCAGGGCGUUACCAUUUUAUAUGACUUUAUUACCUACAUGCAGAGGAAGCAGCUAUACUGCAGAAAUUUGCCGCAGCGGUACGAAUUUCCAAGAGUUUGGUCAAACAUAUGGUGCUACCCGGCACAGAGACAACAUUAUCCAGAAGAAAAUCUGGGAGUUUCCACAUAGCCCUAGAGCCAGUUCGUGGCCUAGACUCAAGGUGUAUGAUUUCAUCUAAGCGGCAGGAGCCUAUCAGUUAUAGGACAUCAAAAUUUUCCAGUAAUCGGCAUCGUAAGUUACAACCAUUCAGAGAAACGUGACUAUCUAACAGUAUCAACAGUGCCAGCAUUAGAAUCAACAACGCUGUUUCCUCCAAGUUCUUGUUGCUGUUGUCUCCGUCUUUAUUGUCACCAUCACUGAGAUCAGUUGUGGAUUGCCCACUGUUGCCAAAAUUAUUGCUGUCACCACUGGUAUUACUCCAUCAUUUGAAUCUUUGUCUUCAAAAUGGGGAGUGUGAAUGUGAACCGCAGCGUGAGCGAUGCAUUCUACCGCUACAAGAUGCCUCGCCUCCGUGCCAAGGUUGAGGGCAAGGGUAAUGGCAUCAAGACUGUCAUUGUCAAUAUGAUAGAUGUUGCCAAAGCUAUAGGAAGACCUGCCACAUACCCCACAAAAUACUUUGGCUGUGAACUGGGUGCUCAGACCCAAUUUGACUUCAAGAAUGACCGCUUCAUUGUGAAUGGUUCACAUGAUGCUACAAAGCUGCAGGACUUGCUUGAUGGUUUCAUUCGCAAGUUUGUGUUGUGUCCCGAGUGCGACAAUCCAGAAACCACAUUGACAGUGAGUCAGAAAAAGUCAACCAUCAACCAAGCAUGCAAGGCUUGUGGCUAUCAUGGACCUCUUGAGUUCAACCACAAACUGAACACUUUCAUCAUCAAGAACCCUCCAAAUUUGAAUCCAGCUGCACAGGGAUCAUCUUUAACAGAAGGUAAACGAGGCAAACGCUCAAAGAAGGCAAAUGGUGAGUCUAAUGGAACUAAUGGAACUGAAGAUGGUGGUCGCUCCUCUGAUAAUGACAGCAAUGAACAGGUCGUUGAGGCUCCAGACAGACUGGCAGAUGAGAAUGAUGAGGAUGAUGGAAAGUGGGCGGCAGAAGUAUCAGAGGAAGCUGUUAGAGCUCGCCUGCAAGAGCUCACUGAUGGAGCCAAAGGAAUGACCAUUACUGAUGACCUUGAGAAGACAGAGAAGGAACGCAUGGACUUGCUGUAUGAAUUCAGCAAGAUCAGACGUGAUGCUGGUCAAUUGAUGGAGAAUAAUGCUCACAAGGAGUUGGUUGCUGAGGCUGAGCGCCUGGAGAUCAAGUCCAAAGCACCACUUGUCUUAGCUGAAUUGCUCUUUGAUCAGAACAUUCAUACACAGGUGAAGAAAUACCGCAUCCUGUUUCUGCGUUUCACUCACGAGGAUCCAAAAGCUCAGAAGUACUUGAUUGGCGGUAUUGAGCAGGUGAUUGCUUUGCACAAGGAUGCUCUUCUGCCAAAAGUGCCUGGAAUAUUCAAGAUGUUCUAUGAUGCUGAUAUUCUGGAGGAGAAAGUUCUGCUGGAGUGGGCAGGGAAAGUUAGUAAGAAGUAUGUGAGCCGAGAGUUGAGCCAGGAGAUCCACACCAAGGCAGAGCCUUUCAUCAAGUGGCUUAAAGAGGCAGAAGAGGAAGAUGACACAGAUAGUGAAGAUGAGGAAGAAGAUGAUGAUCUGGAAAUUGAAUAUGAUGACCGUGCUAAAGCAUCUCCAUUGAAAGAACAGCCAAAGCAGAUUGUUAAAACAAAGCCUCUUGUUGAUCAUGAUGAAGAUGGGGAAGAUGACUUGGACAUUGAUGCCAUCUAAGCAUUAGGAACACACACUGCAGCAAGAUUGAUACUUAUAGUUAAAAUACCUAAAAGCAAAACUCAAAGUCAGAUUUACAAUACCUGAUUGAGUCAGUAAUAGUUUUUGCAGGAUGGAAAUGAGAAGACAAUCUAAAAAUUUGAAAUAAGUUUCAUUAUUGAUACUCUUCUUGCUCAGGCAUCGCUUGUUGCUUUUAUAUAUUUGUUUCAUUAUUCCAAGACGAAAGAUUUCAAUUUUUAAGAAUAUUCACCUGAGUGGAACACAGCGCAAUCUAUAUGAAGUGAACAUCAUUGACAGAUUAAUUGUAUCACAUAAUAAGCAUUUCUUCUCAUAUCCUUCUUGCAAUAUGGUGAUAUUUAACUCUUCCAGUUGAUUUCUCUGUUUCAAAAACACUUUUAUUGCAACUUCUUUGGUCAUUUAGUGGAGUCAUCAAAAGAAAAUGCUCACUGUUGGUUCCAUUUCGGUGCCCUGGUACAUUACAGGGUAGAGAUGUGUGCAAAUGAAAGAUGCAAUUCAGAAUUGUCUGGAUUAGAUGGUGUAGAAAAUCAUAUUUUUAGUGUGCAAGGUUUUGAUUUUUAAUGACACUGUAGAUGAAAGAAAAUUGGACAACCUCACAAAUAUGGAACAUGAGAAAAGACUGAUUUUUUUUUGGUUUGCUUGUAAACUGACUUGCAGUAGUAAGAGUUAAAAUUAAGAAAUACAAAAUAAUAGCCAUAAUAAUACCUUCUUACCUAUAUGUUAUAAGAACAUCUCUGAAUUAGAAGUAAAGAGUUUGACUCAAAGGUUUACAGCUAAAGUAUUCAUUGACUGUCAUUUGGGUGUUCAUCAUUAAGCUGAUGUUUCACAGAAUUAAACUUACUGGUGUACCUUUGUGUAUUCAGAAAGUUAAAGCAGGAAAUUGUUUAUAUACUAUACCAAUGGUUUAUCAUUGUAGGAUGAUGUAUUCAUGCAUAGCCCAUAGCUUUUAUAAUUGUUCAAACAAUGAAAAGUUUGUGAAGCUCUGUGAGAAUGGAAAUUCAGCAGUUAUUUCUGGCCAUUAUUUAAGGACAUUAAUGGCCAUAUUUCAUUUCUUGAAAUAUUCCUGUGUCACUAUUGUAAAUGUCUUUUCAGUGCUGUAUAUGUGAGACUGAGGAAUGUUUUUGGAGAAAACCUGAUAUACUCAAAAAAAUACAGACACCUGGAAUUCUUUUCAUGUAAUAUACAUAAAGAGAAUUAAUUGUUGUCUUUUUAGAGUGUGCACAUUUUUAGGUAUGUAUUUAUGGAUCUAAACUGUUUAAAACUUUUUCCAUCAUAAAUAAAGUUGAAUGAAUAUAAACAAUUUUCUGUUAGUGGCUUCAUGUUAUUUCUGGAUGUUACUACCUGUAUAGGAUUACAUCAUUCAGUGGCAGUUACAACCCAGCAGUUGUGGAAGGAAGUUAAAAAACAUUCAUUUCUACAUGCAUUGUCUUUGCUUCAUCCAGUUGGUCGGUCAGUGUUGGUACUUUUUGUCUUUAUUUUAAGGUAUGCAGUUUCAGCAGACCACUGUAAUUCCUUGACGCUUGAUUAUGUAUGAAUAUCAGUUAAAUUACCAAAUAUUUCUAGAGUCUUUAUAUUGAGAGUUGUAUGUUUAAAAUAUGUGAGGAAAUAAGUUGUUCAUGCUUGCAGCUUUCCUUGUUCAUUGUUUGCAUUUCAACAUGUUACGCAUUUUCUGCCAUGCCCAACAAUAUGCCUUAUGCAGACUGUCCACAAAUUUAUAUGGGCUUGCAUUGAUUACAUUGUAACUAUUUUGAAUGUAAAUUUUAAUUGUUACCUUUGAACCUUAUUAAAAUGUUUAGUUAAGCAAGGUGUGUACUUGCAGCUUUAGUGAAUAAAGUUAUUAAAUCUCUAAA